Molecule: messenger RNA, 2550 nt
Organism: Dovyalis caffra
Lineage: Eukaryota; Viridiplantae; Streptophyta; Magnoliopsida; Malpighiales; Salicaceae
Source: the annotation of a GenBank genome assembly
AUGGAAGCAGCACAAUAUCCAAAACAAGAACGCAGUUCUUACCGGAUGGAAAUGACAAUUCAAUCGUCAGAAAAUGACCGAACAAGUACCGAACUCCGUGCACUCGACUGUAAUCUCACAUCUCUCUGUGAUCACAUCCAAAUCGAAGGUUUCAAUUCCGGUUCUUUCUCUGAUAUUAUCGUUCACGCUAUGGGCUCCACCUACCACCUCCAUCGCCUCAUUCUCUCUCGCAGCUCUUACUUCAGGAAUAUGUUGCACGGUCCAUGGAAAGAAGCCACUUCGCUUGUUGUUACAUUAAAGGUGGAUGAUAAAAAUGUGAAUUCGGAAGCAAUUGCUGUGGCUUUGGCUUAUUUGUAUGGCCAUCACCCUAAGCUUAAUGACAAUAAUGCCUUUCGCGUCUUAGCUGCCUCUUCAUUUCUUGACCUUCAGGAUUUGUGUGCCAUUUGUACGGAUUUUAUUAUUUCCGAAUUGUGGACUUCAAAUUUCUUGGCGUAUCAGGUGUUCGCAGAGAGUCAAGAUUAUGGAAUCCAUGGGGAACGUGUGAGAAAUGCUUGCUGGGGUUACCUUUGUCAAAGUGGUGCGAUUGAGCUGAAAGAGGUGCUUCCAAAACUUUCCUCUCAAACUCUGCAUGCAUUACUGACCUCAGAUGAACUUUGGGUAUCUAGUGAAGAGAAACGGUUUGAACUGGCAUUGUACACUUUUCUCGCCAAAGGUGCUUUUUGCAAGAGUGAACAUUCUGAGCAAGAAAGUCCCUGUGCUGAGGCGAAUAUGGACGUUCAUUCUGACUCUUCUAAAGCAAAGGGAAAAAAUUUGAGUGGUAGCUGCACUAGUAAGGCAUUGGAAUCUGAACUUGGAUGCUUAGCUUUAAAAGAUGACCUAGAAGGACGUGAUGCUGCUCAUAAUCUUCUGGUUGAACUUGUUGAUUGUGUGGUUGACUUCCAGCCAGGGGUUUCCGAUUCCAAACAGCAGGCACAACAGGUUGCAUACACUCAUUCGAAUUUGGGGACUGUACAUCCUUGCAAUGUGGGACAAUCUUUGUCACUGAGCAACUCAUUUUCGGAAAUGAAUGCAAAUGGAACCUCAUGCUCUUAUGUAGAAAUGCCAAUUGUUGCUGGGACAAGUGGACUAGAAUCUAGUGGAGUAGUGGAGGGACCAUCUGAAGAAGGUUCAUACCAUUUGAAUAAUACUAAUUGGCUUGCGAGCAACCAAUCUAGGCAUUGCAGUUCUCUAGACCCUUCUGGUAAUGGGCUCAUUCUCAAUGAUUGGGAAAGAUGUGACAUGCCUCCUCUUUCGUGGGGUGGUAGGGUCGUGGGCAGAAGACAGGUAAAAGGUUAUGCUAAAGGGGACUGCAGGUUUCACAGGGAGAAUUAUGAUACUUUUGUGAGUAUAUUUGAAGGGGGUUCUCUUUUGUAUUGCAACAUGUCUUUUGAGGCACUUUUAAAUGUAAGAAAGCAGCUUGAAGAGUUGGGUUUUCCUUGCAAAGCUGUGAAUGAUGGUCUUUGGCUGCAGAUGCUUCUGAGCCAGAGGGUGCAGGAAAUUGAUGCUGACACAUGUAAAAUGUGCUGCCUAAUGAGUAUGGCGUGCACUUGCAGGCAGCCAUUUGGGAUUUCGCAUGGAGUCGCCACCACGGGUUAUUAUGUGCAAGAGCAUGAGCACCACAGUUCUCCUGGUGGUGUGACUAAUGUCUAUGUUGCUGAUUCUGCUCAAGAGGGAAAUGGCCUCUUUAGGCCAGUACGAGUGCAUGUUAGGGGACCUAUUGAUGGGCUAGCAGGUAUUGGGCGCGGAACUACAUUUGUGCCAGCAGCUGCAUGGCCACCCACACGUUUUGUCUUUUCUCGCGUGCCAUUUGGUGUGGGUAACAGAAAUUGCCAGCAGUCUGGUGCUAGUGAUGAUUCAGAGAACAGAACUGACCAUAAUGGAGACUUAUCUGGUGAUGGAUUGACAGCUCUUGUUGGUUUAAGUCAAGGGGGAGCAACAUUGUCAAAAACCUCAGUUUCAGCACCAAGCACCAGUGGCAUCCCUGUCCAGAUGCUAGACUCACCGGAACAUGCAAUUGGAUUUGAGUGGGAGAAUGCAAGCAACUCUAUAUCGUUAGAUAUGAAAACACCUAUAAGUCAUUUCCCUCCAUUUCGUUUUGGGGUUGAAUUUGAGGAUGUGCACAGGCUCAGUGAUGGCCAAGUCAAGCACUCUCCAGAAUUCUUUUAUGCUGGUUCUCUCUGGAAGGUUAGUGUUCAGGCCUUUAAUGAUGAAGAUCCUCAAGGACGUCGAACUCUUGGAUUGUUUCUUCACCGAAGGAAGGCAGAGAUUACUGAUUCCCUCAGAAAGGUUCAUAUGUAUGUGGACUCUCGUGAAAAGGUUACUGCUCGUUUUCAGCUGAUUUGUCCGUCAAAGAGAGAAGUGAUGGUGUUUGGAAGACUCAAACAAAGGGGCACUCUUUUACCCAAAGCUCCUAAGGGAUGGGGCUGGCGUGCUGCUUUGUUUUUCGAUGAGCUUGCAGAGCAACUCCAAAAUGGGACCUUGCGAGUGGCUGCAGUUGUGCAACUCGUGUGA